ACUUGUGCGGUUCAAUUAAGACACUCUUUCUGACAUCAUGGAACAAUGGAUCGUAGCGCUCUCGCUGCUCGCCGUGCUGCUCGUUCUGCUCUACAAGUGGUCCGUGGCCAAAUACGAUGUGCUCACCGAGAGGGGCGUGCCGCAUGCCAAGCCCAAGCCCCUGCUGGGCAAUAUACCCAUCAGAGCUAUGGCCGGUGGCCUGCCCGUGCUGAAGUAUAUGAUUGAGCAGCAUAUGCAGUACCGGGGGAGCAGGGUGUACGGCAUGUACGCCCUGAGAGAUCCCAUCAUCUUCAUACGCGAUCCAGAGCUGAUCAAGCUGGUGGGCAUUAAGGAGUUUGACCAUUUCGUCAACCACCACAGCAUGCACAAUAAUGCGCAGGAGUCGAUUCUCUCGAAGAGCCUCAUCUCGCUGAAGGAUGGUGCUUGGCGGGAGAUGCGCUGCAUUCUGACGCCAGCAUUCACCGGGAGCAAAAUGAGGGUCAUGUACCAGCUGAUCCACUCGUGCAGCGAGGAGGCAGUGAGGCAUGUAGGGGAGCAGUUGGAACAAUCGAAGGCCGGGGCCAUUGAGCUGGAAAUGAAGGAUUACUUUACGCGUUUCGCCAACGAUGUGAUUGCCACUGUCGCCUUUGGCCUCAGCGUGAACUCAUUCAGGCGGAAAGACAACGAAUUCUUUCGCAUCGGACAGUCGCUGUCAAAGGUUAGCGCCUGGGCAAUUGUCAAGGCAGUUCUCCAUGCCCUGGUGCCGCGACUAAUGAAGCUGCUGCGCAUUCAGGUGCUGGACUCGGAGAAGAUUGACUACUUCACAAGUCUGGUGAAGGUGGCCAUGAGGUAUCGCAAGGAGCACAAUGUGGUGCGUCCCGACAUGAUCCAUCUGCUGAUGGAGGCCAAGCAGCUGAGGUAUGCACAGCUGGUGGACCAAUCCAAGGACGCCAGCCAGUACGCAGAGUUCACCGACGAGGAUCUGCUGGCCCAGUGUUUGCUUUUCUUCUUCGCUGGCUUCAGCAUCAUCUCUUCGGCCCUCUGCUACCUCACUUACGAGCUCUGCAUGAACCCUGAAGUUCAGUCCGAAUUAUUCGAGGAGAUACAGUCGGUGGACAGGGAGUUGGCUGGCAAACCUCUCACAUAUGACACAUUGACGCGAAUGAAGUACCUGGACAUGGUUGUACAGGAGGGGCUUCGGAAGUGGCCCCCAGCCAUAGCCACGGAUCGCGAGUGCCACAAGGACAUCGACCUAUGUGACGAGAGCGGGCGGAAGUUGUUCUCUGCCAAGAAGGGCGAUGUGCUGCAGAUACCCAUAUUUCCGCUGCACCACGACCCCGAGAACUUUGCAGAGCCGGAACGCUUCGACCCCCAGCGCUUUUCAGAUGAGCGCAAGUCGGAGAUUAAGUCCAGCACCUUCCUGCCCUUCGGAGUGGGUCCGCGGAACUGCAUUGGCAAUCGACUGGCCCUCAUGGAGCUCAAGUCCAUUCUCUUCCAAUUGAUUCUGAGCGUCAGGCUGCUGCCUGCCCAGAAGACAUCGACCAAUCUGCUCGAUAGCAUCAUUGGUCACAACCUGCAGCCAAAGGAUGGCUUUUGGCUGAAAUUCGAGCCGCGCAACUGAUUGAACUCCAUCGAUUGCAUUGUAGCUAAUUAAUCGACAGCCGUUUUUAUCAUUAAAACUUGUAUGCAGCUGAA
Molecule: messenger RNA, 1674 nt
Organism: Drosophila subobscura
Lineage: Eukaryota; Metazoa; Arthropoda; Insecta; Diptera; Drosophilidae
Gene: Cyp9h1
Product: probable cytochrome P450 9h1
Exons: 2
Coding region: 38-1600 (520 amino acids)
Molecular function (GO): oxidoreductase activity, acting on paired donors, with incorporation or reduction of molecular oxygen; heme binding; monooxygenase activity
Source: RefSeq, a predicted model, not a curated record